CCACCACCUCGCUCAGCCCCUUUGCAUCAUCCUCUCCUAUCCAUCUUGCAUCCGCCACCCGCACCUCUCUUCUGCUCCAACAAGCAGCCGCCUUUGCGCCGCUGCGCUGCGCCCCUGCCGUCUCAUUGCCCAGCACUCGCCCUCACUCGCGCCAGCAUGUCCACCAGCGGCGCCGGCGACAACAAGGACGCGCCCAUGGGUCCGUCGCUUGACGAACUCCUCCGUCAGGCAGAGGAGCGCUGGCGUGCUGCGGCAGAGUACGGAGCUGAGGACGAAGAGAUGGGAGAUGAGGAUGAGAUGGGAGAUGAGUGGGACGAGUCGGACGACUCGUCAGUGAUGCCGACGCAGAACCUCAGCGGCCCGGUAUGGGCGUGGCUCAUGCUGCGCUACAUGCACGAGUACAUGCCGCUGCACAAGCAGAGGGUCGGUGGUACCUGGCCCGACGAUGGCUUCGGCUUUGCUCUGCACGUCGAUGGCGGUCACGCCAGCUCCGCGUUCGACAUCGAGCGCCUCGUGUCGUCUCUCUGCGGCUACCUCAAGUAUCUGCUGCCGCUGCACAAGAGCCAGGAGGAGUACGACGCAACUUUCGAUGCCAGAGUGCUCAGCUCCAUCGCCAAGGCCAUCAUCGGCUUCACCGACAGCGUCUGCCAGGUGGCAUGUGGCGACGACACGAUGAAGUACUGCUUCUUGAGCGAGCUGGUCAUUGAGGACGAGGAGCGUGGCGUGCGCAGCCAAGUCAAGCGCUGCCGCGACGAGCUCAUUACGGAGCACAACAUGGCCUACGUGUGCAGCCUGGACAACCGCAUCAUGACGUGGCCGCACGUCGCAGUCUUCUGCAUCAACGAGGUGCAGGAGCAACGCCAGCUGGCUCGCAUUGUGGCAGCGCAGGAGAAGAUGCUCGAGGACUACAAGUGGGAUCUGAGCGUGCAGAACGUCCGCAAGGCCUGCCUCAAGUGGAUGGCCGAGCACAGCAGCUGCCCCUUCUGCCCGCUCCACGCCAGCUUCAACGGCGCGGCUGGCACGCACCUCGACAACACGCAUCCCGAGGUCUUCACUGCGCUUGCUGCAGGCGCUCCGCUUCCUCAGGACAGCAUCAGCACGGCUCUGCGUUACGAGAAGCAGCCAGAGCUUGGCACCGACCUCCUGCGCUUUCUCCUGCAUUCGGAGACCGCAAAGCCCUGCACGCAGAGUGCAUGGGCUCAGCGUGCCGCGUCGUCGAGCUCGCGCCAGAGCUAAGCGCGCUCGUCGCUGCUGCCGCUGCCGCUGCCACUCCUCAGAGCUUCAUCCGUUCGUCCGUCUGUCCACAAGUCUGCGUCCUCCUCUCUCUGUCCCGUCCGUCCGUUUGUCAACAUUCCGGUAGCUCCCAUCCCAGUUCUCAUAUCGCUGCUGCCUGUGCCCUCUGUACGCAUGUCUCACGGCGAUUGGCACGUAAAUGGUCACCUCUCACCUCC
Tilletiopsis washingtonensis is the source of this 1451-nucleotide messenger RNA. RefSeq lists its product as hypothetical. The coding region runs from base 157 to 1236 and encodes 359 amino acids. The transcript is spliced from 3 exons. The record is from RefSeq and is a predicted model, not a curated record. NCBI's taxonomy places the organism in Eukaryota, Fungi, Basidiomycota, Exobasidiomycetes, Entylomatales.